UCCAGACUCACACAUUCAUAUGGAGAUUUGGGAGUAUAAAUAGAGGGAGAGGAGAGAGAGCUGAGCACAGAUCUGAUUUGAUCCUAACAGAGAACCGAACACAAGACACACAGCCAUGGCACCUACAAUCACUGGAUCAAUCAUCAGCAGAGAACAACUUCCACUCUCAAACAAGCUGAGAAAGCCAAUAGAGGAGAAGAUCCGCAGAGAACGAAUCAACAGCAGCAUUGAGAAGCUCAAGUCUCUUCUGGGUCAAGAGUUCCUAAAGCAGCAGCCCGACUCCAGACAGGAGAAAGCUGAAAUCCUGGAGAUGACGCUUGAUUUCUUGAGACACCAGCAGCGCUCCCAGAAUCCCUCGGCCUGCAACUUGUGACGGACACUUUA
Carassius carassius (crucian carp) is the source of this 384-nucleotide messenger RNA. RefSeq names its product transcription factor HES-5-like. Gene Ontology annotation, molecular function: protein dimerization activity; RNA polymerase II cis-regulatory region sequence-specific DNA binding; DNA-binding transcription factor activity, RNA polymerase II-specific. The record is from RefSeq and is a predicted model, not a curated record. Lineage: Eukaryota; Metazoa; Chordata; Actinopteri; Cypriniformes; Cyprinidae. Bases 116 to 373 code for a protein of 85 amino acids. Gene Ontology annotation, biological process: regulation of neurogenesis; anterior/posterior pattern specification; regulation of transcription by RNA polymerase II. Gene Ontology annotation, cellular component: nucleus. The transcript has 2 exons.